Molecule: messenger RNA, 1718 nt
Organism: Wyeomyia smithii (pitcher-plant mosquito)
Lineage: Eukaryota; Metazoa; Arthropoda; Insecta; Diptera; Culicidae
Product: tubulin alpha-8 chain-like
Exons: 6
Coding region: 152-1534 (460 amino acids)
Biological process (GO): mitotic cell cycle; microtubule cytoskeleton organization
Cellular component (GO): cytoplasm; microtubule
Molecular function (GO): GTP binding; structural constituent of cytoskeleton
Source: RefSeq, a predicted model, not a curated record
ACAUAAAAGUAGCAGGCUUUGCACCGGAAAAAAUGAGUUUUUCAUUCGAAUCAAAAUUCUGCAGUGAAAUAGAAGCAAAUUUAUUUCUCCGUCAAAAUUUUAAAAAUUUUAUUGAUAAAAAAGUUGAAGAAAAACUAUAAAACGAAAGAAAAUGAGCUUCAGCAAUCGGGAAACGAUCUCUGUGCAUAUUGGCCAAGCCGGCAUUCAGCUGGGAAAUGCCGCUUGGGAGCUGUACCUCUUGGAGCACCGAAUUGGAAAAGACGGGCAACUCCAGGAAGCGGUUGAGCCGAAUAACGACGAUGCGAACAGCUUUUGCGGAACGUUUUUUCAGCGUACCGUUACGGAUCGGUACGUUCCACGGGCCGUCCUAGUGGAUACCGAACCGAGCGUGGUAGACCAGGUUCGUAAUGGUGAAUAUAGACAACUGUUCCAUCCGGAUAACAUGAUAAGUGGGAAGGAGGAUGCGGCCAACAAUUAUGCAAGAGGUCAUUUUCAUAUUGGCAAAGAGCUGUUAGACGAAACAAUGGAAGUCAUUCGACGCAUGGCAGAAGAGUCCAACAGUCUACAAGGGUUGUUCCUGUUCCAUUCGUUCGGGGGAGGAACUGGGUCUGGUUUCACCUCCCUUCUGGCACGAAAGCUGGCAGAUAAUUUUUCUAAAAAGUCCAAACUCGAGGUUGCAAUCUAUCCAUCACCGCAUAUUUGCACUAGCGUGGUCGAGCCGUACAACUCAAUUUUAACGACUCAUCAUUCGAUGGAUUUUACUGAUUGUACUUUCCUAGUAGACAACCAGGCCAUUUACGAUAUUUGCCAAAAUAAAUUAAAUGUCGAGCGGCCAACGUACAGUAACUUGAACCGUUUAAUCAGCCAAGUUGUCUCCAGUAUAACCGCUUCAUUACGUUUUGGGGGUGCACUGAAUGUCGAUAUGAACGAAUUUCAAACUAAUUUAGUACCCUACCCUCGGAUUCAUUUUCCAUUGGCUGCCUUCUCUCCUUUGGUGCCGGUUGAGAAAGCCAAUCAUGCCACAAUGACCGUUUCGGAUCUGACGUCGCAGUUGUUCGAACCAGACACACAGAUGGUCAAGUGCAAUUUAAAACAAGGUAAAUAUAUUGCUUGCUGUUUGCUGUACCGCGGUGAUGUGGUACCAAAGGAUGUAAAUACGGCUAUUGCAACCAUUAAGUACCGACGGGCGAUUCGGUUCGUCGAUUGGUGUCCAACUGGGUUUAAGGUUGGAAUAAAUCAGAAGUGUCCUAUUAUGAUUCCCGGUGGCGAUUUAGCACCCAUUCACCGAGGAGUUUCGAUGUUGGCUUCCAAUACAGCCAUUGCCGAAGCGUGGCAGAAGCUUAACUACAAGUUCGACCUGAUGUUCAAGAAGCGAGCAUUCGUGCACUGGUUCAUAGGUGAAGGCAUGGAAGAGACCACUUUUAUAGAGGCGCGUGAGGACUUGGCAACCCUCGAGAUGGACUACGAGGAGGUGGCUAAAGAUUACGAUGAUGACGCUGCACCCCAGCAGGUUGAUCCGAACGAAGAAUUUUAAACAGACGCAACUAGGGCAUUGAUAUUAACCCAAACAUCUUACCAGCAAAUCGAGUGAGUAAACCGUUUUAUCGUUCACUACUAUAGAAUAUCGUUUAAAUAAGUUUAUUUUUGCUCUUGAAACUACUGUAUAGUAUGCUCUCGAUCAGAUAAUAAUUGUAAUAAUAAAACAAUCUUAAUUUAUA